Trematosphaeria pertusa is the source of this 1761-nucleotide messenger RNA. RefSeq lists its product as uncharacterized. Gene Ontology annotation, molecular function: protein binding. The transcript has a single exon. The record is from RefSeq and is a predicted model, not a curated record. The coding region runs from base 1 to 1761 and encodes 586 amino acids. Lineage: Eukaryota; Fungi; Ascomycota; Dothideomycetes; Pleosporales; Trematosphaeriaceae.
AUGGCUACCAACCUAUUUCCAGGCCCCAGAAUCGAUGUGCUUAGCUGGAACGCCUCGACUGUCUACGUCAAAUGUCCGUACUGCGAGGAGAUACACCGGCACGGCGUCAGGCUUCCAGGCAGACGUUGUUCGCACUGUUACCCAGGUGGCCAAUACGAGUUCAUAUUUCCCAUCGAUGAAAGCAGCGGACUUGUCGGCUAUGAGAUUGACAAGAGAAGGGCCUGUUUUGUGAAUACUGGCGUGCAAACGGGUCAAUAUGAUGAGAAUUCACGUGCUUCAGAAGAAGAUGAGUGCGAACUGAGCGAUCUUUUUCGCUCCACCAUGCACAUCUCAGGCAGAGAUCCAAAGCCAGGGCUGCUUUUGAAUCUCCACGAAGAUUCAAGAGAGCUUGUAACUACCACUUUCCCAGACGGCGACACCUUGGAGCAAAAGAGGAUUCUAUUCGCUAUUUCGGAUUGCAUACUUGGCGACUUGCGUGCAAUAAGCCAAUAUCUCAGCACUUCAGCGGAAACCAAUCUCUUUCUGCACGGGAAAGACGAGACUGGAAACACUGCUCUUGUCCUUGCUGCGGCGGAAAAGAGCCAUGAGAUGGUGUCACUCCUGUUACAACACGGUGCAGAUGCGAACGCUAUCAACAAUGACGGACGAAGUGCGCUUAUGGAGGCGGCGCUCUGGGGCCGAAUUGAAAGUGUGAAAGCGCUGCUCAAAACCAAUGCCGACAAACGCCUUCGAGACUGUGAGGGUCGUUGUGCGAUGGAAUUUGCGCAGCCGAGUCGCCGAAAUGAAAAAGAGAGAUACCAGCGUGCUCCCCAUGCGGCUGAAGAAAGCAUCCUCGAGCGUGAUAGGGACAGACGACAUAUCGUCUUCUUACUCGGUGACUCGAACGCCGAGAAGCAGCGUGGAUAUACCGGACCACUUUCGGAGAGUGAAUGCAACAAGUACAGCUUCAAGAAAUGCCAAUCUGAGAUGGCCAUAACGCUUCAUGGACCACUUUACAGCUACCAUGUGCCACGUAUCACUAAAACUGCCGCCGUUCUCGACAGGGGAGCUCAAUUCGCUCGUAUAUCGGCAACCAGUGGUUGGGGUGCCGAUGCUCUGCCUCUGAAUUGUAAGAUUAGACCGCCCUGGAUCGAGCAAGUCUAUUGUAUCGCAUCCACAAUUGGCCAUGAGUUCCGAGAUGCACCACAUCCAGGAUAUGAUCAGGGCAAACCCGGACAGUAUUUUGCUUCCCAUGCGGAGAAGAAGUUGAUCGCCUACUUCAUAGACAGGCACGUAUUCAUGCCUCAAGACAGGGAGCCUGACCAGAAAUGGGAAGACUCAAUUCUUGAAGCAGAACUCUCUCUUGCAAAAGUGCAGCACUCGUCAGUAGCCUGGGCAAAGGUGUGUGAUCUUGAAGAGAGGAAGGUAGAAUUGGACAGCCAACUCUUCAACGCAGACGACCGAUUGCUGGGUGACUCUUACGAUGAGCAGUAUGUCAAAAGACUGAAACAUGAGAUCUAUGCGAUCGAUGAAGAACUAUUAAGCCUUGAGUCGGACGAUACCGUAGUUGCGAUGAGAGCUCAAGAGGAAAAGAGACGCAUGAUGUUGAAGAGCGAGAAGAUACAUCAAGACUUGAUGGAGCUGAGUAGAAAAGAGCUCCCUAUCUCAUUGAAACGGGCAGUUAUUCUGAGCAGCAACGAGAUUUGCGACGACUGUGACAAGUUCAAGGAGAGUGUAAAUCACCAUUUCCAAUUGGAUAUCGAAAUGCACUGGUGUAUCUAG